UGCAGUCUCGCGCGUUCUCUAACGGCAAUUCCCCUUUAAUUAAAAUCCUCCGUGUCUAUGGCUUCCUUCUUUUCUUUCGCUUUACUCUUCGGCAGCCGGCCCUUCUCCGCUCUUCUCUUCACUACACUAAAGCAAUCAGUACAAGAUGAGCAGCUCUGAUUUGAAUCCUUCCAACGACCUCUCGGUUUCUGAUUACCCAUCACCAGGACAUCUUCAACUUGACCCGUGCAUGAUCAGCAGCCCUGACAUUGAUCCGUACAGCGACAACAACUAUGUUUGUGCUUUGUCUGUAAAUAAGUUUGCACAGUCACUUCGAGCACAUGGACCGCCUGAUGAAAACCAGGAGAACUUGUUGAUCCCGAUGCCAAGUGAAGGCAACAUGAGAGACUGCCAUGGAGCGAUGUUGUUGUCCGAUGACAACCAGCUGAACUCAUUCGGGUCGAUGCCAAGUGGAAGCAACAAAAGAGACCAACAUGGAGUGUGUGGGCAACAAUUGUUGCCAAAUGACAACCAGGUGAACUCACUGAGCUCGAUGCCGAGUGGGAGCAAGAAAAGAGGCCGGGAAUUAGUUUCUGAUGACUCAUCAAAAGCUAAAGGAAAAGGCAAAAUGAAACAGUCCCGGCGUAGAAGAACCAUUGUUAACGGUGAAUCAGCACCGACCAGUAAAGCAGUGCGAGUGAGUUAUGAAGAGCAUAUCAAGGAGAAAUCUGUGGGGGGAAGUGCGAAAAUUUUGACAGAUCGAGUCUCCAAAAGGACGGAGAGCGUAAAUUCUCUUACCUGA
Molecule: messenger RNA, 781 nt
Organism: Hibiscus syriacus
Lineage: Eukaryota; Viridiplantae; Streptophyta; Magnoliopsida; Malvales; Malvaceae
Exons: 3
Coding region: 146-781 (211 amino acids)
Source: RefSeq, a predicted model, not a curated record